Messenger RNA from Wallemia ichthyophaga EXF-994, 5499 nucleotides. Its product is annotated as Nucleoporin. Lineage: Eukaryota; Fungi; Basidiomycota; Wallemiomycetes; Wallemiales; Wallemiaceae. The record is from RefSeq and is a predicted model, not a curated record. The transcript has 5 exons. Bases 1 to 5499 code for a protein of 1832 amino acids.
AUGGAAUCUGAUAAUUUAAAUUUGAAUAAUUUACUCGAAUUGGACGAAUUUGAUGAAAAUAUUCUAAAUCUUCUUAUAAAUAACCUGUCUACAUCUCUUUCCAGUCACAGUCCCAGCAACUCCAAUGACCCCCUCCUAAUCACCCAAUUACUAAUUACCCACUUUUACAACUCAAAUCCUCCUUCCGAUACUCACUUCAAUCAGCUACUCAGCCUGCGACUGUCUAGAUCCGACGACAGCCCACUCACCCACCACCUCACCAUCCUCGUCAUUGAAAUGUUCAACGUCGAAAGUCUGUCCUACAGCGUAGACCACGGUUCCUCCAUUGCACACCUCAACCAUCCGGACAACAUCAUCGACCUCCACAACUCCAUCCUACAACGAGUUAACGACCCUUCUAUCCUUCUCACCUGGUCCUAUACACUCUCUAAGAUCACUCACGCCAUCCAAUCAUACAGCAGUCCCCUCCCUUCCUCCUUCUCCCCCCUUAGAGAUCUUCUCCUCCCAACACACCACCCGCAACCCCUUUACCAGCUCCUUUACAGCCACCUCCUCCACCCAUCCUUCAACUUGUUCCAAAAACUCUCCUCUUUCUCCCUCUCCCCCACCUUCCAACGCCCUUCCACUUACAACCAACUAGCAUAUAGAUCCAUUUUCAAGGGUCUUCUGGACGCCACUCUGUCCAUAGUACACCCUUCGUUCAUCUCCGACUUUGAUGGCUUAGUCAAUUCCUUCUCCUCCCUCCUCUCCUCUUCAUCUACGCCCAUUUCUGCUCCCCUAGCCCAUCAAUUCUGGCUCCAAUACGACUCUAAACUGCCCGCCUCCCUCAUUAUAGACAUCGCUAGGGGAAGGUGGCCCCUUGACUUCUUCUCUCUCCUCAAUCUCCUCAUUUCUCUGUCCGGUGUCUCACCUUCAUCCACACCCACACAAGACCACCAACUUCUCCUGCAAGCUUCUCAUGCUUCUGAAAGAGUCUUUCUCUACUUUUCCUCUCUGCCAUCCUAUACCACCCUCUUCGACGCCUCCUCCCACAACGACGAGUCUGAUCCACUCAUCCGAAUAGCGAACCAUGUCAGCAAUCUACCCGGCUUGCAUAGCCCUCUCCCAUUACACUCCAUUGGCCGUCAACUCAGCCCUCUCAAUCUCCAACCGCCAGCUGUGAUAUCCUGGGAUGUCCCUGUCAGCGGUUGGAAUGUCGUUGGAACGCUCCUCUCUGACUGGUUGUCUGCUAGGUCAAACACACGUGGCAGCUCUACAGCACCACUUUUCCAACAGAAUGACGAGUUAUACGACACUGCCGUUCUAUCCUCGUUGAACUUGAUAGGGGGGGUUCUCAGCGGCAAUCCUGACAUAGCGCCGCUACUAGUGGAGCACAUAGGCGGGAGCGCUGAGCGUGAUUCUGGUCGCGGAGAAGGGCUGGACCUAGUAGCAGUGCUAUUUGCCACGAUCGACAAAUGUCUAUCGGCACUACCUACGGUGGGGCGCAGGAAUGGGAAUCAAGCAAACAAGCAAACACUCACGAACAUAGUCUCCGCCUCGCUCGACAUUCUUUCAAGUCUCUUGCAAUCGUACCCUGGACGCGUAUGGACAUUCCUGCGCGGUAGCACAUCGCUAUUCACGCCAUCGUCGCCAGUGGUCAUGCACGAGCGCACGAGCGGGGUAUAUGGCAUGACACUGAGUCUGCUCCGACUCCUACACGCUCUCUUCACCGAGACGCAGCAGUCAACCCUCACCUCCACACCAGCUUUCACGCGUCUGAAGGGGGGCGUGCUUGAGCGGGCUGUGGCGUGGAGCGUUGCCGAUGUGUACGCCGUGCACGCCUCUUGGCGUUAUGUGCACCUCGCCGAUAAACUCGCUAUGGGGGGCAUCCUCACUCGCCUUUAUGCUGAUAUCGUCGCUGAUCGUAUCACUCUUCCCUCGCUUAACAACCUCGUCGGGAAGUGUCUGUUGAAAGACGCGAAUGCUUCUACCCUCACACCUAUUGUGGGAGUAGUCGCCGGCGGCGCUGAUACUGUGGAUAGACUUGCACAGGCUGGCAGAAAUCAGGAUGCCGCUCUCGCUGAAGAUCUCCUGGAAUGCACCCUCAGACUCGCCCAUAUCCUUCUCGUUAGUGAGGAUGAGGGCGAGGGUGAAAGCGAGGGGGAGGUUGAGGUUGAGAGUGAGGACACCCCUCGCAAGCCAGGCAGUCUCCUGCGUCGAGUCUUCUUCGACCGCUCCGUUGCACGCGCAGCGGGCGCAUCGGUGCGGCGUGAGGAGAGAGAGAAGGAGAAGGAAAGGGGGAUCAGCGGCCACACACAAACCCAAGAGCUGGAAUUGGAGCUGGAGCUGGUAGACAUGCUAGCGGUGUACAUAGCCAGCAAACACUCCACACUCGCCAUCCGCCUGCAGUCGACACGCCUCCUCACCGCCCUCUGCGCCUACACCCUACCAAGCUCUUCGCUGGCUGGCUUUUUUGCUGACCCGCACAGCACGGUGCGUGGGCUGGUGGAUAUCGUCGCGGACCCUUACGCAGAUGACCAGCUCAGAGGCCAUGUGUGGGCCCUCUGCGCUGCCAUUGUCGCCACUCAGCCCGGUCUCGCCACCCUCCUUCUCACCGGCCAGAGUGUCGGCGCUGCCGCGCGCGAGCUUAUCCACGAGCGCAGCAGGCAGUCUGUCGCCGCCAGCACAAGCGCAAAAGACAUGGAGAAUAGGGAUAACACUAAGGAUAACUUAAAGCUAAACUUAGGUGAGAAGGAGCUACAAAAGACUGCUUUGGAUAUCGCUUCUGAGAACGUGGAGAUAUGGCCGCAGUUAUACGAUGCUGCCCCAGCGCUCCUCAGCGCCGUGUUGCAUUUCCUCGACACCGUCUGGCUUCAUCUCGAUGGACAGCUGUCUGCAGUAGCCGGGCUGCGCAGCGACGAGCGCUUCUGGGGUCAGAUAGGAGACGUAGGGGAGAAAGAUGCGGGGCGUGUACCGCCCACACACACGCAUGACACCGAGUCGCUCAUAGACGGGGACGACGGUGACACAUCAGCCUACACCGCUUCCACUUCCGCCACCGCCCUCAGUGUCGCUGUCGCCGCCUACGCUCACCGCCGCUCAGCAUCCGCAGCCGCCCUGUCGAUCAUCUCUAGCGAUAGACGCAGAGUAGCGGGCGAGACCGCCGCUGGUACUGGUGCAAAUGCAAGUGCGAGUGCGCAUUGCACCGCUCGCCUCGCUGCAAAUCUCGGCCAACUCGUCGAUGCUGCCAUGGUGAACAGCUUUGACACACCCUUGCAUUCCACUACCCGUUCUAGCAUUCAGCUCGCUUUCGACGGGCUGGAUCUGUCGCAAUACCACAAUCACCUUCAUACUCACAUGCACACUCUCACUCACACUCACAAUGCCGUCACCCACUUCGGCUCCGAGUACGUCUUCAACACUGCAUUGCUCAAGGUGAAGCUGGAUGGGUUUGUAGCGUCGGCCGGUGAUCCUGGCGAUCUAGACGGUGACGGUGCUGGCGAGGCCGCCGUCGAUGGCGAUCUCGUGCACGCAACCAUGGAACACAUCAUGCAACUUAACCUCGACUGGAGCAUCGUCGAUGCACAAAUAGCGUUUACCCGCAGUGUCGUUGGCUUUGUCGAGAAGGCGUGUGCGUCGAUCAGUGUCAAUGACAGUAAUGGUAGCAGUGGUAGCGACACGCCCGCCUCUCUCUGCGCAAUUCGCGCCGCCGGCGAAGCUGCAUCGGAGUCGCGCCAGGGCAGUGUCAUGGUGGGCGUCCACGCCGAGCGCCUCACGCUCAUACUCAAGUUGCUCGAGCUGGGACUAAAGAAAAGGCGGGGAGCUGACACUCACACUCACGCUGACAAGUUCAACCCCGCUCAGCUCAUCAUCGACGUAGAGAGAAUGGUUAAUCUCCCUUCUAUGCCUGUCGUCGAUAGCUGCAGGGGUAACCUCACGCCGCCUUUCCACACUCAAGCGAUGCAGAUCGUCUUCCUCACCAUGCACGCAGCUGCACAAGUAGAUAUUACUAAGGAGAAGAGCAGACAGGUGGGCAGUGCAUGCCGCGACUUACUCGCUACUGUUAUCACCUGCAUGGCGACAUCGCUAGAAGCGGCCAAAGACGGUGGCACCACCAGCAGUGACGAGGAAUUCGAUCUGCUAGUGAUGACAUUUAUGGCAAUAGUCAAGAACCCACUGGCUCCCAACGUCGCUUACUGGCUGCCUUUGCUGGUGGAAGCCGAUGUGGUACGGCUGUCGCUAGAUGUGUUCAGCAAAAUACCUGUCAACGCAGCUCCGCAGCCGACCAGCGACGUUGCCGCUAAUGCGAUGGCAGCAGACGCAAUGGAUAUCAUGGACGAAGGAAUGGCGGAGGAUGACGUUGAUGCGCAAAUCACCUCUCGGCCACCGUUCCUGCAGGCUGUCGUAGACCUCCACCUCAUCCUUGCGUCUUUCCCACCCGCCGCUGAGCGCUUGGCGCUAGAUGGCCUUGUUGCAGCAUACGCCUCGUCCACUCUCGCCGGCCUUGCCGAGCAGGGAGCUGUGCUGUCGUGCGAUCCUGCAUACAUGGCCACACGCAAUCCAUGGCAUACGGCAUGGUGCCGUAUGCUCUCCGUUCUCACCGCCCUCAUACACGUUCUAGGCGGCAGCUCGCAAUUGAUCGAUGUGGAGAUAAUCGGCUUUAUUCAGCUCAGCGGCGCGCAGUUAGCGGGAGUGUUAUCUUGGAACACCGAGACGCCGUUCAACCUCGCUACAGUCGAAGAGCUCCGUUUGACGGUUGGACUGUUCGCAUCGAUAGCCAACUCGGAGCACUACGCACAGACGACGUCUUACGGCCACCGCUCACAGCCUAGCAAGGCAGUCCUGCAUGCGUUCAACCUGCGCGCCAUGCACCUCCUCCAGCAGCUCACAUAUGGCCUAACGCACCCGCACCUCGUCCUGCAGCUUGUCGAGCCACUUACGGCACACGAGCGUGAGCGUCUGCAUGGCGGUGAGAGAGAGUUUAGUGACGGUCUCCUUGAUGCGCUCGUAGCACUUACGCAAGAUGUCCUCUUAGGCCUCACUAGCUCUCUCGACUGUCUCGCCGUCCUCACACGCCAAAGACCCGAAUGGCCUGCUGAGUCGUAUGCACUGGUCCAGCCCAACGCGAACAUCAAUAUGGGCGAGAUGGCCUCCGUAGGCACGCUGCUCGACCUCGCUAGCUACUGCAUCGAUAACCUUAAGAGCGGCCAGAAGGAGUCGCACGGUGAGGAAACGGGACGCGCAAAAUGCGUCCUUGAAGCUACCCUCGUCCUUACCGCUACACAGAUGGCCAUGUGGACUAAGGUCGGUGGCGCGGGGUAUUCAUCGCUCAAUCGCUCCUCCACCCCUUCCUCUACCUCCACCUCUAGCUCGGCCACCCUCAAGAGAGACAUCAGCGGCGCACUGGCAGAAGACUUUAACGCCGUCGUCGACCGCAGCAAGAGCGUUCUAAACGCUACAGAGAGAAGACUGCCUGUUAUCAUUGGAUCGUUCAUGGAGCGAGUUGUUGUAAAUGGUUAG